AAAUUUGAUUUUGAAAAAAGAAUUGCAAUCACAGAAUCCUGGAGGGACUGAACAGGUUCCGCCCAUUCUGACUGAGAACUACAGUUGGCUAUGUGUCUACAAUAAAACAGGUUCCACUCAUUCUGCUCCUCCUGCUGCAGUCACAGGCAGCAUACACUUUUAGCAUGCUAGCAAUUAGCAUUGAGUGUUUGCUUGCUUGUGUGUGUGACAAAGAGAGCAGUAUCAAUAAAGCACUGCCCAAUUAGCCCCACCCCAUCGACUAUGCCUGCUCCACAGCUGCAUGGAGGGGAGCUGCCGAGGGGAGGAAGGGAUUGGAGGAGGGGUCUCUCCAGCCUCAGACCAACCCCUCAGCAAGCAUCUCCAGCCUUCAGUCAGUCAGGCAGCCAGCCCACUGGAAGCCAAGCCCCCGACAGGCAGGGCAGCUUCCCCCUAAAAGGACAGCUCCCGGAACACUAUUGCUGAUACUGCUGCUGGUAGGAGAUGAAUACAGCACUGGGGAUUCUGUAGCUAGCUGCACAACCAGAGAGCGUGAGAGAAAGAGGGGGAAGACAGAGAGUGAGACUCAGGAGGUAGAGAGAGAGACGGGGGAAGAGAGAGUCGGGGCGGAAUGAGAGAGAGGGAGGACGGGAGGGAGAGACGCUGGCCCAGGAGCUGCUGCUGCUGCUGAUGCAGCCACCUGACAUUUAGCCUCCCAAGAUAAGAGGAAGGAACACUAGCAGCAUCUCAGUCACAAUGCUACAGUGCUAGCUAGCCAGCAGAUACGAAAACUAAGCUCCAGGAUGCGUUGCAGGAGAAAAAUCGUCUGAACCUUGAGUUGUCCAGCCACAGCCUGAAGGCAUCCAAGUAUGACCAGGUAAGGUCAGAAUAUGAGCAACUUAGACACACCUAUAGCACUGUGAGUCAGGAGAGAGACUUGGCUCAAGAGGAGAGGAAACAGCUCCAAGGCAAACUGGAGAACCUCGAGCAGGUCCUCAAGCAUAUGCGAGAGGCUGCAGAGAGGAGGCAGCAGUUGGAAGAGGAGCAUGAGCAGGCCCUGGCUGUCCUCACCACCAAGCAGCAGGAGAUUCACCUUCUGCAGAGGUUUCAGGUUUUUCUGUUGGAACUCAUCGCGCCCCAUCUGUUCUCACCCAGUCUCCCCCGGUCCUCAGAUAGCCCUCAGCUGUGAAGCAUUAACUGCCUUCUCCUCCUCAUGCUGUGCAGAGCUGACAUCAGUUGUUGUUCAACUCAGACUGUCUAUUCUACAGGCUCAGGUUAAAGCUGAGAAAGAGCAUGAGGGAGCGGUCCACCUGUUAGAGAACCAUUUGGACAGAAUGCAGGUCAAGGUUCGCGACCUGGAGCUGAAAUGCAGGUCACAGACUGAACGUUUUGGCCAGCUGUCCAAGGACCUGGAGGAUUUCCGUCUGGAGGCGGAUACUGUAGACAUCCUCAGCACUGAGCCUUUCUCCAAACACGACGUUCCCUUUCACCCGGAAAAUAAACUCUCCCAAAUCCUCAACGGACUGGCAGCCCAGGCAGGGAAAGGCGAUGAGAGCUCAGCAAACACUCGGCUGAUAUCCAAGUUCCUCCGCCCACUGCAGAUCGGAGACAGUGACAGGCCGGAGCUGCUGUCUGUCAAUCCCCCUCCCGUGACAACGAGCUGCCCCAGCAGCCCGCGACGGGCGACCCCCUCAGAGAUGGAGGAUGAGAUACGCCGUGCACCCAGGUCCAAGCCUCGCUACACUGGCACAGUCCGUCUAUGCACUGCCCGCUACAGUUACAACCCUUAUGAUGGACCUAAUGAGCACCCAGAGGCAGAGCUCCCCCUGGUGGCUGGGAAGUACCUGUAUGUGUACGGCACGAUGGAUGACGACGGCUUCUACGAAGGGGAGCUGCUGGAUGGCCAGCGAGGGCUGGUCCCCUCCAACUUUGUGGAGUUUGUCCAAGACAAGGAGAAACCAUCCAUCCAGCCAGGGGACACAGGGGAGGACCUGGGCUCUCUGGACAAUACCUCCCUUGGCCUAAUGGGGGCGGAUGGAGGGCCCCCUCAGGAUGGGCUACUGGGCUCCACCAACCCACUGGGCCCCUGCAGUAACGGCACAGGCCCCCUAGAUCCUGAGGAUCUGUCUGAUGACAUUGUGCCUUACCCCCGGAGGAUCACCCUAAUCAAGCAGUUGGCCCGUAGCGUCAUUGUGGCCUGGGAGCCCCCCAUGGUGACUCUGGGCUGGGGAAACAUCAGCUGCUACAACGUGCUGGUGGAUGGUGAGGUGCGUGCCAGCGUGCCCUACGGGGGCAGGACCAAGUCUUUGUUGGAGAAGCUGGAUCUGGACACGUAUACGCACCGCGUGUCCGUGCAGAGUGUAACAGACAGGGGACUGUCGGACGAGCUGCGCUGCACCCUGAUGGUGGGAGCCAACGUGGUGGUGGCGCCAUACGGCCUGCGUGUGGACGACAUCCUGCGCGACUCGGCCGAGCUCUCCUGGUUGCCCAGCAACAGUAACUAUGGGCACACAGUGUUCCUGGAUGGGGCGGAGCAUGCGGUGGUGCGGCCGGGGAGGUACAGACUGCGCUUCGUCAACCUCAAGGCCAUGACGGUGUACAAGGUGAGGGUGGUGGCCCGGCCACACCAGGUGCCAUGGCAACUGCUCAUGGAGCAGAGGGAGAAGAAGGAGACUGCAGUGGAGUUCUGCACACAAGCUGCUGGUCCUGGACCAUAUUCCAGAUCAGGUCAGAAGGAAGACCAGUUUGUUUAUGGGAAAAGCCCCCCAUUACCCCCUCAGGAGGUGCAGGUGCAGUGUGGCCAGGCCCCAGGGGUCCUGCAGGUGCGCUGGAAGCCCCCUGUCCUCUCACCCACCGGAACCUCCAAUGGAGCCAGCGUCAUCGGAUAUGCCGUCUGCACUAAAGGACAGAGGAUAGCGGAGGUGUUGUACCCCCUGGCUGACUAUGUAACAGUGGAGCUGAACAGGAUCCAGUGUCUGGAGGCCAGGGAGGUCAUCGUCAGGACGUUGUCAGCACAGGGAGAGUCCCAGGACUCCCAAGUCGCCCCCAUUCCAAACAACCUACUGGUGCCUCUUCCUCACACUGCCCCCCUGCCCCCUCCGCACCUACACGCAGGGCCUCCUCCACCUCACCCCCAUGCCCCCCCAUCCCACCUCCAGUCACCUCACCUCCCCCACCCCCAACUACCCAUGCCUCACCCCCAGCCUCUCUCACCCCUGCCUCACGGACAACCCCUCCCUAACCACCCUCCUCACCCUCAGUCCCAGCCACACCUCCAACCCCUGCAACCUCAUCCUGUCUCCCAGCCCCAGACUCACCUACAGCCUCACCCCCCUCACCCUGGUGGUCCUCCACAGCCACUGCACCUCCAGCCUCACCCACCUCACCCAAUGCCCCAGCACCGCUUACCCCUGCUGCCUCACCCCCCCCCCCAGCUCCACCAGAGACCAGUUAGUGCCAGAGACCUGGAACCGAAAGAGCAGGUGGCCCACCAUGGGGGAAUCCCCAGCCAGCCCUGGGACCCUACCUGCUCCCCCUCCGGCCAGCCUCCUCCUACCCCCAUGCACGGGCACACCCUGGAGGCACCCCCCUCUGCUAACCUGCGCUCACCCUCCCCCCAGAGGAUCCUGCCCCAGCCCAGGGGAACCCCCAUCCCAGACCAAAUGGCCAAAGCCAUCGCCCGCAAGGCAGCACAGAGGGUGGCUGCAGAGAGUGGCAGAAUGGAGAGGAGAGUCGUCUACAAUGAGCAGUGCCAGGCCUUCCACCAACAGAACUCAGAUGAGGAGGAGGAGGAUGAGGAAGGGUAUGGUCGAAGCCGCAGGAGACAGGGGGCCUCAGUGGAUGAGUUUCUCAGAGGGUCCGAGCUGGGCAGGCCGGCCCACUACAGCCACAGUGAGGAGUACCACAGUGACAGCAGCCGGGGCUCUGACCUUUCUGACAUCAUGGAGGAGGAUGAGGAGGAGCUCUACUCUGAGAUGCAGCUGGAGGAGGGACGACGACGCAACUCCCACAAUGCACUCAAGAUUGGGAACACCCUCUCUGGGGGUCGGCUGGAUCGGGAGACGGGGAGAAGAAUGUCCCGAGACGGUCCACAGCCCCAGAGACGCCCUCUCAUGGUGCCCUCCAUUGAGGGAUACAGGGACCGGGAACGCCGCUCCCCUCCUAACUACGAUGAGUCGGAACCAGAGGAAUCGUUCCGGAUCUUUGUGGCUCUGUUUGACUACGACCCCCUGUCCAUGUCUCCCAACCCGGACGCAGCAGAUGAGGAACUGCCCUUCAAAGAGGGCCAGAUCAUUAGGGUAUAUGGUGAUAAGGACACAGAUGGUUUCUACCGAGGGGAGAUCAGGGGAGGCAGGAUGGGGCUCUUGCCCUGCAACAUGGUGUCAGAGAUCAGGGCUGAGGACGAGGAGACCAUGGACCAGCUCAUCAAGCAGGGCUUCCUCCCGCUCAACACACCAGUGGAUAAAGUAGGAAUAGGGCAGGACAGACGAGGCUUCCGCCAGCACCAGGCCACCAGGAGGAUGGUGGCCCUCUACGACUAUGACCCCAGAGAGAGCUCCCCCAAUGUGGACGUGGAGGCUGAGCUGACCUUCUGUGCUGGUGACAUCAUCUCUGUAUUUGGAGAGAUUGAUGAAGAUGGGUUCUACUAUGGUGAAAUCAAUGGCCACCGCGGCCUCGUCCCCUCUAAUUUUCUAGAAGAAGUGCCUGACGACGUGGAGGUGUACCUGACGGACACUCCGUCUCGCUAUGCCCAGGACGAGCCCGCCAACCGGGCCGAGGCCAAAAGGGUAGCCAUGGAUACCACAGAGAGUACGGCCCCGCCUGUCCGAGCAGCGUCCCCCACAGUGCGUCCCCUGUGUCCUCCAGGCACCAUGCGGCCCAUCAGCCCCGCCAGGGGCCCCAGGGACCCCCGGGACAACAAAAAGAAAAAGGGACUGCUUUCCAAGGGGAAGAAACUGCUCAAGAGACUCUCUCCGGUAAAAUAAACUGUCCCCAGCUGACCCCAGAAAAGAUGCUGGGCCCAGUAUUGUAAAUUGCAUACAGUACACACAAUCAAAUCAGCCGAAUCUACAGCACACAACUACAAUGGCUACGUGUUCGUAUGUAUUACAGGACAAUAUAUGUGAGCCUAAUCUAAUAUAGUCAGCGAUACAACAUUCAUGUUCUGGUGAUGAAUACACAUAUUUACGUACAUGUACUCAGUGCCAAAUUCAAUGAGAACUUUGCUCACAUACUGUAUAACUGUGAUAUAUUUGAGGUGGAGGAAAAAAUAGGAGUAUAAACUAGGACUUUCAUUACAUUUUACCACUGUUUUCUUUAAUCAAAUGGUUAUUAAGGGACUUUGGAAAUCAGGACAAUGCUGAUAAGGCAUUUGUGUGCAUUUGUUACAAGUAGGGUAACAACAGAGUAGCCUAUUCUUUUUUGUUACAACCCGCGGUGGUUUCCAUGGCAAUUGUGCCAAUAUAAGGUCUCUAAAAUACAUGACGUGGCAAAAACAAGUUGUUGUGAUAGUCAGAUGUCAAUACUGGGAGACAGACCAUACUCCUGGAACACUAGAGCAACAACUAAACUACACUGUUAUUGAUGGCAUUCUGUCAGUAAUGCUGGCUGCUAAUACAGAGGCUUUAUUCAGUGCAAUACAUCACAAACAUGAGGUUGACAAAGGGUUGAAUCACUCACAGAACCUAGAAGUCUGCAGAGUGGUUGGCCACAGAGCAUUACAGCAAGGAGAGGAAGCUACAUUGGGUAAGACGUUUGUUUGAACCAUCUCAGUGGCCUUUAUGAAAACAAUAUGAGCAUGACAUUCCUCGUUUUCUAUGGUUGAACAAGGUUGUUUUUAAACUAACACUAGUCUGCCAAGAACCCCUGCUGCAUCCCUGCAGCUUUGUUUGAUAAAAAAAAAAGACGGUUAAUUAAAGAUAACCUUCUGUGUUUGCCUUCCAAUUGCACAAAGGGGUAUGUUUUUUCUGAUGAAUGGAAAAGCAUUGUUGUGUGUGUGGGUGUAGGUGUAGGCUGUGUGUGUGCUCAGUGUGCAUUCAUGUUUGUGCAUUCUUUUUUCCAAAAAGAGGACAUGUGGUUAGGAGUCAUGUGAUCUUAGUGGUGUGCCGCUAACUACAUUGCCGGUGUAAUGUUCAGUAAUGUUCAGUUCAGAGGGUUGGGUUACCCACUCAGCCAUUUCAGUAAAGAUGUCUAGGUGUGCCCUCAAGAUUCUGCACCGUUUACUUGUUUACACUCUUAUAGACCUAUUGGCAAGAGAAAGGGAGUGAUGACCUACAUACUGUACCUACAACCUCUAAACCAGUAGUCAUGUGGCUUAUGGGCUAAAUGAGGGCUAAAUAAAGGAUGCAUCCAGCUGAUUGUCAUUUACUGGGGAGGCUGUUAUAGCCGCUAGACAUACAUUGUCCUGUAUUUUUGACAGCUUUUAAAGUCCUAUAUUAACCCAUUUUCAUAACCCAUGAUCUCUUUCUGUAAUAGUUUAGCAUCACUACAGUUGCUGUACAGCCACCAUUUGAUGUGCAUAAUCAUAAUGGACAAUAUGUCAAGCCAUGAUUCACAAUGAAAUAUGUUUAAAUGUGAUUGAGAGUGAAAACCAGUCAGAGAGAGACCUAUCAGACAUGCCCAUCAGCUAAGAUAUUUAAGGCAAGUGUAAUAUCCCGCUGUAUAAUGAUUACAGGGAUCUUCUAUGUUUAUUAAAAAAUAAAAAAUCUAAAGAUGGAUUGCCAAAAAGGAAUGUAUGAAGUGUUGAGCAGGCAAAAUAGUUUAUAUUUUAUUAUGUGUCCAAAGUUAUGCAUUAUGUUAUGCAUCCAUUUGUUAAAAGGUGUUAAAGUCAUAAUACCAAGUCAUUCAUUUGUGAAUGCGUGUACGUCUAUGUUGUUGCAUUUUUGUACUUUUUUCAUUUGUAGAUAAUUUCUAAAUGUUUAUACUUGAUUUUCAGACUGUCUUUUUUAGUGCUUUAAGAUUUAUUCUUACUGUAAACAGUGCAAGCAUUCUCCAUGGUGUCCUCAAGAUAAGAUGUUUAAGUCUGUGGUUAUGUGCUUGCUCUGUGAAUCAAAGCGAAAAAGAUAGAAAUCAUUGGACAAUAUUUAUGGUGAUCAAAUAUUGUGUGCAUGUGCAAAAAAUAUUUUUUUUUUAAGUAAAAAAAUAAAUUUGAUAUUUUCUAGAA
Molecule: messenger RNA, 7138 nt
Organism: Salmo salar (Atlantic salmon)
Lineage: Eukaryota; Metazoa; Chordata; Actinopteri; Salmoniformes; Salmonidae
Source: RefSeq, a predicted model, not a curated record